This is a messenger RNA of Drosophila erecta, 5573 nucleotides long. RefSeq names its product DE-cadherin (gene shg). The transcript is spliced from 2 exons. Gene Ontology annotation, molecular function: calcium ion binding; cadherin binding. The coding region runs from base 761 to 5284 and encodes 1507 amino acids. Gene Ontology annotation, cellular component: catenin complex; plasma membrane; adherens junction. The record is from RefSeq and is a predicted model, not a curated record. Gene Ontology annotation, biological process: cell morphogenesis; adherens junction organization; cell-cell junction assembly. NCBI's taxonomy places the organism in Eukaryota, Metazoa, Arthropoda, Insecta, Diptera, Drosophilidae.
GAUGGUGUGUCACAUCUCCAACGCCGCUCGAUGUUGUUGCAUUGUGUUUUUGCUUUUGAAUUGGGCGGUUGUCUCGCGCGUCGAUCGCAGUUUCAAAAUCGGUGUGCCUUCGCAGUUUCGUUGCAAGCCGACAAUAAAGGCGAUCAAAGUGAAGGAAAAUACGUUUUGCGAUCUUUUUAUUUAAAAUAAUUCGCCAAAGUGUACAAGUUCACAACGAUAUACCAUCGAGAAGUGCCUUUUUACCAAAAGUCGUUGGUAACACACGUACCAACGCGGCGGACCGAACCACACGCACACAAAUGCGCGCGCUUGGCAGUGUGCGUGUAACUACUUUUUUACCUGGUCUUACCUGUUUGCGGAGCGAAAGAGAGAGGGCAACAGAUACGGAGAAAGAGAGUGCCAAAGGGGACGAGUGAAAGAUAAAAGUGAACGAAAUAUCAGGCAGAGCAGCUGCACCGAAAUCGGAAUCAGUCAGUUUACAAUCAGGGCGCGCACUGUACGAAUUCGAUUGAUAAUUAUUGAGCGGUUGCCAUGAAAAUGCAGUCCAAACAAACGGAACACUGAGAGAAACGCAACAAGAAGAAGAGUGCAAAUAGAAUAGAAUAGAAAAGAAGUGGAAGUAGAAGUAGAUGUGGGCAACACAAACAAAAGUAAAAGGUGUGUGUGAGUGAAAUAAUACUGGGUGAUUUACAAAGAAGUGCUCAAAAGUGUUGCGGUUGAAACAAAGAGAGUCUGCGAUGGCGGAUCGCCGCUAGAGAGUAUGUCCACCAGUGUCCAGCGAAUGUCCAGAAGCCACCACUGCAUCAACAUGACGCCGACCCAGCAGGCCGGCCACCUAAAUCCCGCCCAGCAACAGACGCACCAGCAGCACAAGCGAAAAUGUCGCGACCUCGGCAGGCGACUAAUCCCCGCGAGACUCCUCCUGGGCGUCCUUGUGGCCAUCAGCCUUCUGUCACCCGCCCUCGCACUGCACUCGUUGCUGGACAAGAACUUCUCCGGCGACAAUCGCAAGCCCGCCUUCAAGAACUGCGCCGGAUACGCUCCAAAAGUUAAGGAGGAGCAGCCGGAGAACACCUACGUGCUCACCGUCGAGGCCGUCGACCCCGAUCCCGACCAGGUCAUUCGUUACAGCCUCGUCCAGUCGCCGUUCGAGCGGCCCAAGUUCUUCAUUAAUCCCAGCACGGGCGUCAUCUUCACCACGCACACCUUCGAUCGCGACGAGCCGAUCCACGAGAAGUUCGUCUUCGUCACCGUCCAGGCCACGGAUAAUGGUCUGCCCCCCCUGGACGACGUUUGCACCUUCAACGUUACCAUCGAGGACAUCAACGACAAUGCACCCGCCUUCAACAAGGCGCGCUAUGACGAGUCCAUGUCGGAAAAUGCCCAGCCCGACGCGGUGGUGAUGACUAUCAGCGCCAGUGACUUCGACGAUGGUAACAACAGUCUGGUCGAGUACGAGAUUCUGCGGGAGCGCGACUUCCAGUACUUCAAGAUUGACAAGGAGUCGGGCAUUAUCUACCUGAAACGAUCGAUUGACAAGCGACCCGGCCAAUCGUACGCGAUAAUUGUGCGGGCAUAUAACGUAGUUCCAGAUCCGCCGCAGGAUGCGCAGAUCGAAGUUCGCAUCCGGGUGGUGGAGUCCUCAAUUAAGCCGCCAUCAUUCGUAAAUCCCAUCGAUACACCCAUUUACCUGAAGGAGAAUCUUAAGAACUUUACACAUCCGAUCGCCACAUUACGAGCAGUUUCCAAUAUGCCGGACAAGCCGGAGGUCAUCUUCGAAUUGAACACCGGUCGCACAGAGCAGACAAACAGCAAGAACACAUUCGUGUUCAAUCAGAUCGGCAAUGAGGUGACCAUUAGCCUGGGCAAGACCCUGGACUACGAGGCCAUCACGGACUACACCCUCACCAUGAUUGUGCGAAAUACACACGAACUGGGCACAGAACAUCAGAUCAAGAUUCAGGUGGAGGAUGUCAACGAUAAUAUCCCCUACUACACUGAGGUUAAAUCGGGCACUAUCCUGGAGAACGAGCCACCCGGCACGCCAGUUAUGCAGGUGCGUGCCUUCGACAUGGACGGCACCUCGGCCAAUAAUAUUGUGUCCUUUGAGCUGGCCGACAAUCGGGAGUACUUCACCAUCGACCCUAAUACGGGCAACAUUACCGCCCUGACCACAUUCGAUCGCGAGGAGCGCGAUUUCUACAACGUAAAGGUUAUUGCCAGCGACAAUUCGCCAUCGAGUCUGUUUGACAAUGGCGAGCCGAACCGUGGCCACCAAGUAUUCCGCAUCUCCAUUGGUGACAAGAACGACCACAAGCCGCACUUCCAGCAGGACAAAUAUCUGGCGGAAAGGCUGCUCGAGGAUGCCAAUACCAAUACCGAAGUAAUUGAGGUAAAGGCCGAGGACGAGGACAACGCAUCUCAGAUCCUGUACAGCAUUGAAAGUGGUAACGUGGGUGAUGCCUUCAAGAUCGGCCUCAAGACUGGCAAAAUCACGGUCAACCAGAAGUUGGACUACGAAACAAUCACGGAGUACGAGCUGAAGGUGCGUGCCUUUGAUGGAAUCUACGACGACUACACCACGGUGGUUAUCAAAAUUGAAGACGUGAACGACAACCCACCGGUUUUCAAGAAGGACUACAGCGUCACUAUCCUGGAGGAGACCACAUACGACGACUGCAUCCUCACGGUCGAAGCCUACGAUCCGGACAUCAAGGAUCGCAACGCAGAUCAGCAUAUCGUCUAUUCGAUUCACCAGAACGAUGGAAAUCGGUGGACCAUUGACAACAGUGGCUGCCUGCGUUUGGUCAAGACGCUGGACCGCGAUCCGCCCAAUGGUCACAAGAACUGGCAGGUUCUGAUCAAGGCCAAUGAUGAGGAUGGAGUAGGAACCACGGUCAGCACAGUGAAAGAGGUCACUGUCACGUUGAAGGACAUAAACGACAACGCUCCCUUCCUGAUCAACGAAAUGCCUGUCUACUGGACGGAGAACCGCAAUCCCGGCCAUGUUGUGCAGCUACAGGCCAACGACUACGACGAUACUCCGGGGGCAGGUAACUUCACCUUCGGCAUCGACAGCGAAGCCACACCGGACAUCAAGACCAAGUUCAGCAUGGAUGGCGACUAUUUGCACGCCAACGUCCAGUUCGAUCGGGAGGCCCAAAAGGAGUACUUCAUCCCCAUCCGCAUAAGUGAUUCUGGCGUUCCGCGACAGAGUGCCGUGAGCAUUCUGCACUUGGUAAUCGGCGAUGUUAACGACAAUGCCAUGAGCGAGGGAUCGUCGCGCAUCUUCAUUUACAAUUACAAGGGAGAAGCGCCGGAAACCGAUAUUGGUCGCGUGUUCGUAGAUGACCUGGAUGACUGGGAUUUGGAUGACAAGUACUUUGAAUGGAAGGAUCUUCCGCACGAUCAGUUCAGGCUUAAUCCAAGCACAGGAAUGAUCACCAUGCUGGUUCACACCGCCGAGGGAGAGUACGACCUGUCGUUCGUAGUGACCGAGGAUUCCAUGUUCGUGCCCCGUCACUCCGUAGAUGCUUAUGUCACCGUGGUGGUCCGAGAGCUCCCCGAGGAGGCGGUGGACAAGAGCGGCAGCAUCCGAUUCAUCAACGUAACCAAGGAGGAGUUUAUCAGUGUGCCGCGCGACUUCCAGUCACCAGAUGCCCUUUCCCUAAAGGAUCGGCUGCAGCUCUCGCUGUCCAAGCUUUUUAAUACGUCGGUAUCCAACGUGGACGUGUUCACUGUGCUCCAAAACGAGAAUCAUACGCUCGAUGUGCGCUUCUCCGCCCACGGCUCACCCUACUAUGCUCCGGAGAAACUAAAUGGAAUAGUGGCCCAAAAUCAGCAGCAUUUGGAGAACGAACUAGAUCUGCAGAUGCUGAUGGUGAACAUUGACGAGUGUCUGAUUGAGAAGUUCAAGUGCGAGGAAUCCUGCACCAAUGAGCUGCACAAGAGCUCGGUGCCUUACAUGAUAUACUCGAAUACAACAUCGUUUGUGGGCGUGAAUGCCUUCGUUCAAGCGCAAUGCGUUUGCGAGGCUCCAUUAAUGAGGCGCUGUCUGAACGGAGGAUCUCCGCGGUACGGGGAGAACGACGUGUGUGACUGCAUAGACGGAUUCACCGGACCCCACUGCGAACUCGUCUCCGUGGCAUUCUACGGCUCUGGAUAUGCAUUCUACGAACCAAUUGCCGCCUGCAACAACACCAAGAUUAGCCUGGAGAUCACGCCCCAGAUCGACCAGGGCCUGAUCAUGUACUUGGGACCACUAAACUUCAAUCCGCUGCUGGCCAUCUCUGAUUUCCUAGCUUUGGAGUUGGACAAUGGCUAUCCGGUGCUGACUGUGGACUACGGAUCGGGUGCCAUCCGCAUCCGCCAUCAGCACAUCAAGAUGGUGGCUGAUCGCACCUACCAACUGGACAUUAUCCUGCAGCGUACCAGUAUUGAGAUGACUGUGGACAAUUGCCGGCUGUCCACCUGCCAGACACUAGGCGCCCCCAUCGGCCCCAAUGAGUUCCUCAAUGUGAACGCACCGCUGCAGUUGGGCGGCACUCCGGUGGACCUGGAGCAACUGGGACGGCAGCUCAAUUGGACGCACGUACCAAACCAGAAGGGCUUCUUCGGAUGCAUUCGCAACCUGACGAUUAACGAGCAGACUUACAACUUGGGAAUGCCCUCCGUGUUCCGAAACAUCGACAGCGGCUGCCAGCAGUCCGUGGCCGUGGCGUUCAGUUUUGGAAUAGAUAGAAACUUCAUCAUCGCGAUCAUCGUAUGUCUCGCGCUGCUGCUGAUCAUCCUGUUGGCAGUGGUGGUGCAGAAGAAGCAGAAGAACGGCUGGCACGAGAAGGACAUCGACGACAUCCGCGAGACGAUCAUCAACUACGAGGACGAGGGUGGCGGCGAGAGGGAUACGGACUAUGACCUGAAUGUUCUGCGCACCCAGCCCUUCUACGAGGAGAAGCUAUACAAAGAUCCUCAUGCGUUACAGGGGAACAUGCGCGACCCCAACGACAUACCCGACAUCGCCGACUUCCUGGGCGACAAGAAGGAGAACUGCGACCGGGAUGUGGGCGCCACAACCGUGGACGAUGUGCGGCACUACGCGUACGAGGGUGACGGCAACUCCGAUGGCAGCCUGUCCAGUCUGGCGUCCUGCACCGAUGACGGCGAUCUCAACUUCGACUACCUGUCCAACUUUGGACCGCGCUUCCGUAAACUGGCCGACAUGUACGGCGAGGAGCCCUCAGACACCGACUCCAACGUGGACGACGACCAGGGCUGGCGCAUCUAGGAAUCUUCGCCAGCCGCGGUAUGAUGACGUAGAAAUGCAAAAGACUUUUUAUAUACUAAGAGUUGUACGGAUGUUGAAAGUGUCGGGACAAGGCGUCGGCCUAGCCGGCGCCAAAGUCGAUUCAGAGAUAUGUAUAUACCCACGUAUAUGGGUAACUAUAUAUUAUAUAUAUAUAUAUAUAUUUUUAUGGAGGAAUAUUGCAAGGGCCCUGGGGAAGACGUUUUUGUUUUUUGUUGUGUAAAUGCAAAAAGUGAUCUUGAUCUUACGUAAACAAACUAUUUAAGCUAAA